Uloborus diversus is the source of this 2185-nucleotide messenger RNA. It is a transcript of the gene Alas, whose product is annotated as 5-aminolevulinate synthase, non-specific, mitochondrial-like. The coding region runs from base 437 to 2128 and encodes 563 amino acids. The transcript has 12 exons. NCBI's taxonomy places the organism in Eukaryota, Metazoa, Arthropoda, Arachnida, Araneae, Uloboridae. Gene Ontology annotation, biological process: hemoglobin biosynthetic process; erythrocyte development; heme biosynthetic process. The record is from RefSeq and is a predicted model, not a curated record. Gene Ontology annotation, molecular function: pyridoxal phosphate binding; 5-aminolevulinate synthase activity. Gene Ontology annotation, cellular component: mitochondrion.
CCGGUUAAAUAUUUGCCUAGUCGUGAAAUUUAAGUUUCUCAAAUUGCUAAAAGGAAGCGAAGCAAAUAGAGCAUUAUCUUUCCUGUCUGUAAAGCGUUUAGUGAAAUGAAUAUUUACAGCUAAACUUCUCUGUCAUUGAUUUUUAAAAGUUAAGAAGUUUCACCUUUUCAGGUAGCAAGAAGUUCGACAAAGUACUUGACACUAUGAUUGCUUAUUGUUCCACUUAAAAAGAGAUCAAAACCUCGCCUUUCGCGUCAGUAGUUCGAACGAGGUCAGAGCUACUUUUUUUGAACCUACCGUUCUUUCCUUUUCCAACAGGUAGUGAAGUUGUGAUUUCAUGUUUUUUUCACUUGUUCCAAUCAGAACGGUUUUGCUUUCAAAAUUUGCGUGAGACAAGAUCACGAGGAUAAAACAGCAUUUCGUUGAAAAGUAUUUGAUGAUGAAGUCAAGCAAAAUCUUAGGGAGUCAAGUAGGGCAACAUAUAGUGUCUGGAUUACUAAAUUACGGAGGUGUGAGACACCUUGGGCAAAUAUCUGUUCGAAACUGCCCUUUCAUUUCUGGAUUGAACCCAUUGUUCUUGAAGAAUUAUGGAUCAUCUGUUCUACAAAUGUAUGUGGAUAAAUGUCCAUUUAUACGGAACUUCGCUACUACGUUUCAGAGCACAGAGCAAACAGAAGAGGUGCCUGCAAACAAAUGCCCCUUUCUUGAACACGUGAAGCCAAUAAUGACAGAAGCCACUGCUGCUGUUGACCGUGACGUCAUUGAUUUAACUGAAAAGAAAAACAUAGGUGAACAAUUUCAAUAUGAAAGCUUUUUCCAGGAACAGAUAGCGAAGAAGAAACGUGAUCAUUCGUAUAGGGUUUUCAAGAAAGUGAAUCGUCUAGCAAACAAUUUUCCAUGCGCCAAUGAGUUCACUCAAGAUGCGAAGGAUAUAAUAGUGUGGUGCAGUAAUGAUUAUCUAGGAAUGAGCAGACACCCUGCUGUAAGAGAAGCGGUGACUGACGCUGUAGAGCAUCAUGGUGCCGGUGCUGGAGGAACGCGAAACAUAUCUGGAAAUUCAACGUUUCAUGAAGAAUUAGAGAGGGAAUUAGCUUCUUUGCAUAAGAAAAAGGCUGCGCUGCUUUUCACUUCAUGCUAUGUAGCGAAUGAUUCGACACUAUAUACUUUAGCACGUAUGAUGCCAGGCUGCCAUAUUUUUUCGGACUCUGGAAAUCAUGCGUCGAUGAUACAAGGUAUUCGAAACAGCGGAGUUCCGAAGCAUAUUUUUAGGCACAAUGAUCCUAAGGACCUGGAGCGGCAACUUAAAUCUGUUGACGUAUCUGUACCGAAAAUUGUUGCUUUUGAAACUGUUCAUUCUAUGACUGGAGCAGUAUGUCCUUUGAAUGAGUUAUGCGAUAUAGCGCAUGAGCAUGGAGCCUUAACGUUUGUUGACGAAGUUCACGCUGUUGGAUUGUAUGGUGAACAUGGAGCUGGUAUAGGAGAAAGAGAUGGAGUGCUGCAUAAAAUGGAUAUAAUAUCAGGCACUCUAGGGAAAGCGUUUGGAAAUAUUGGUGGCUAUAUUGCUAGUACGGAAGCCCUCGUUGAUAUGAUACGAAGUUAUGCCGCAGGAUUUAUUUUCACAACUUCACUGCCAAUAACUGUAUUGAAAGGAGCUCUUGCUUCCAUAAAGGUACUGAAGAGCAAUGAAGGUAGACUUUUGCGACAAAAGCAUCAAGAAAACGUUAGGUAUCUACGAAGAUCUCUACAAGAAGCUGGCAUCCCAGUGGUUCAUUGUCCCAGCCAUAUCAUCCCAGUUCAUGUUGGGGAUCCAUGGUACUCAACAAAACUGAGUAACGAAUUGAUUCAAAGACAUGGUCAUUAUGUUCAGGCGAUCAACUAUCCUACAGUUCCAAAGGGAGAAGAAAAACUUCGCAUUGCGCCCACUCCAUUUCACACUAAAGUACUGAUGGAUCAAUUUACUAAUGAUCUAGUUGACACUUGGAAAUAUGUUGGACUAGAGCUGAAUCACAAUUUCUGUAGCCAAGCUUGUGAAUACUGUAAGAAACCCUUACAUUUCGAACAUCUUGAAUCCCGAGUACUGCCACCAUGCGGCGGUGUUGGAGGCUGCCCACAAAUAGCUGUUCAAUGAAUACAAGACUUACUUGCAAAGUUGUAUCAGAUUCAAAUAAAAUGUGGUUGUCAUUCA